AUGUCAUACACCCAAAUACCUUUUCACCCUCCCGAUCAGCUGGCUCAAGCCCUCGGAGUCUCCACAUCGUGCAUCUGGUCCGGCUCCGCGCUCGAACAAGGGCUCAACGCGGGCUGGCUCGCCAUUCGCCUGACGGACGAGCAGUCCCAAAGCCCUCUUUCUUCGGACGGUAUCUGGUCCACCAGCAUGAGAAAUCCCAAAGCCAAGCAAGACACCAUGCGCUACUGGCAGACUAUACACAAAGAGUGUACGGAUCCUCAAAAGGGCUUCUUUCGUCGGUGGGGGACCGUCAAGAGCAUGCUGCGGCAUACUGAGGGAGGCUUUACGGAUUGGAACCCAGACGCUCAUGCGUCAGAGUGGAUAUCGCUUUCGGCAAACUUUGACUGGAUCAUCUACCAGAUAGCAUACCGGCUGCUGCACUUGGGCCGUCCUUGGGUGGUCAUGAGCAUCGUCCGCCUUCCCGCUGGAGAUGCCAACGGCAGUACCCUCAUCAUCGGUGAUCCCCUUCAAGCGGCCUUGAACAAGGGCGACUACUUUCAAGGCCGCCAGGGACUGAAUUUUGCCCAGCGGUUCGACGAGAGACUGGCGUAUAGGCGAAUCCCAAAGAGGUAUAUUGAACAGAGCGUAAUAUUUACGGCUCUUCAUCUCCCCUUGAAGCUACAGCCAAAAUACCUCAGGGACAACUACAAGUGGUCUCCCAACAAGAACCCCAGAUGGGCCAAUAAUACUUCUUUCGACCCUCACACCAAUACAUUCAGUGAAGUGAUGAACCAGAUUGAUGAUCGAGAGUAUACGAUUCAGCAAAGAAGGCACGGUCGAGGGUAUCGAGGGUAUCGAUGA
Molecule: messenger RNA, 840 nt
Organism: Cryptococcus wingfieldii CBS 7118
Lineage: Eukaryota; Fungi; Basidiomycota; Tremellomycetes; Tremellales; Cryptococcaceae
Exons: 2
Coding region: 1-840 (279 amino acids)
Source: RefSeq, a predicted model, not a curated record